AUGGCCAAAGUUCCUGACCCAUUUGAAGACCUGAAGGACUGUUACAGUGAAAAUGAAGAAUACAGUUUCAACAAUGGCAACGUCUCUCUGAAUCAGAAAUCUUUCUAUGAUGCAAGCUAUGGCCCACUUCAUGAGGUCUGCAUGGAUAAAUUGAUGUCACAGAGUGCCUGUGAAACCUCUAAGACACACAUGCUUACCUUCAACGAGAGUAUGGCACUGGUGACAGACAAAGGGAAGAUUCUGAAGAAGAGACGACUGAGUUUAAAUGAAUCCAUGACCAAUGAAGUUCUGGAGGCCGUUGCCAAUGAUCCAGAAGAAGAAAUCAUCAAGCCCAGUUUAGCAUCAUACGCUUUCCAGGACAAUGUGAAAUACCGCUAUACUUACACCAUCAAAAGCCAGUGCAUCCUGAAUGACGCCCUCACUCAAAGUUUAAUUCGAGACCCAAUAGGUCCAUACCUCAAGGCUGCUGCAUUAAAUAAUCUGGAAAAUGCAGUGAAAUUUGACAUAGGUGCAUAUAAACCAGCAGAUGAGUUUAGCAUGCCUGUGACUCUAAGAAUCUCAAAAUCUCGACUGUUUGUAAGUGCCCAAAAUGAAGAUGAACCAGUGUUGCUGAAGGAGAUGCCUGAAACACCCAGAGUCAUCACAGAUGAAACCAACCUCCUCUUCUUGUGGGAAAACCAUGGCAUGAUGCACUACUUCAGAUCAGUGACCCACCCAGAGCUGUAUAUUGCCACAAAGUAUGAAGAACGUGUGCAUCUGGCAAAGGGGGAACCCUCUGUCAUUGACUUCAAGAUAUGGGAUAGCUAG
Orycteropus afer afer is the source of this 807-nucleotide messenger RNA. It is a transcript of the gene IL1A, whose product is annotated as interleukin 1 alpha. Lineage: Eukaryota; Metazoa; Chordata; Mammalia; Tubulidentata; Orycteropodidae. Gene Ontology annotation, cellular component: extracellular region. Gene Ontology annotation, molecular function: cytokine activity; interleukin-1 receptor binding. The transcript has 6 exons. Gene Ontology annotation, biological process: positive regulation of gene expression; positive regulation of immature T cell proliferation in thymus; cytokine-mediated signaling pathway. Bases 1 to 807 code for a protein of 268 amino acids. The record is from RefSeq and is a predicted model, not a curated record.